Molecule: messenger RNA, 1676 nt
Organism: Cercospora beticola
Lineage: Eukaryota; Fungi; Ascomycota; Dothideomycetes; Mycosphaerellales; Mycosphaerellaceae
Gene: ARP3
Product: actin-related protein 3
Biological process (GO): Arp2/3 complex-mediated actin nucleation
Cellular component (GO): actin cortical patch; Arp2/3 protein complex
Molecular function (GO): actin filament binding
Source: RefSeq, a predicted model, not a curated record
GCGCUGGUCCAAGUCAGUCGCAAGCAGACGACGCCGAUAUCUUCCAGCUACACCUCCAUACGAAAACACCUCACCUCUGAGCAGCUGCAGCAAACACCGCCAACAUGGCGACCCAAACUCCAGCCGUUGUCAUGGACAACGGUACUGGUUACUCCAAACUAGGCUUCGCCGGCAACGAUUCUCCUUCAUUCGUCUUUCCCACCGCAAUCGCUACCAAGGCAGCCGGGCAGGCGGGAGGCAGCUCCGGCUCGGGUAGACCGGCCGUCGCGAACAAGCCGUCCUUCUUGACUGGAGGUGCUGGGCCCACGGGACAUUUGUCUGGCAAGAGAGGCACCGAGGACUUGGACUUCUUCAUUGGCGAUGAAGCGCUUGCGGCAUCGUCAGGACCUGGCUACGGCAUCCACUAUCCAAUCCGACAUGGCCAGAUCGAGAAUUGGGAUCAUAUGGAACGCUUCUGGUCUAACAGCAUCUUCAAAUAUCUACGAGUCGAGCCCGAAGACCACUACUUCCUCCUCACCGAACCUCCGCUCAAUCCACCCGAGAAUCGCGAGAACACCGCCGAGAUUAUGUUUGAAUCAUUCAACUGCGCAGGAUUAUACAUUGCCGUGCAAGCCGUGCUUGCUCUCGCCGCAUCAUGGACAUCAUCUAAAGUCCAAGAUCGAUCAUUGACUGGAACUGUGAUUGACUCUGGUGAGGGUGUCACACACGUCAUUCCUGUUGCAGAAGGAUAUGUCAUUGGCAGUUCGAUAAAGUCGAUCCCAAUCGCUGGAAGAGAUAUCACAUACUUUGUGCAGUCGCUGCUGCGUGACCGAGGAGAGCCAGACAGCAGCCUGAAGACGGCGGAGAGGAUCAAGGAGGAGUUCUGCUACGUGUGCCCGGACAUCGUCAAGGAGUUCCAACGAUACGAUCGCGAGCCAGAUGACCGGUUCAAGCAGUACAUCGUCCGCCACUUGAACGGCCGAAGCGUGACAGUGGACGUGGGUUACGAACGCUUCUUGGCACCUGAGAUCUUCUUCAACCCGGAGAUUUACAGCUCCGAUUUCCUAACGCCCCUGCCAAACAUCGUGGACACAGUCAUCCAGACCUCGCCAAUUGACGUACGAAGAGGCUUAUACAAGAACAUUGUGCUUUCCGGAGGUUCCACGCUCUAUAACCAAUUCGGACGACGAUUACAACGCGACAUCAAGCAUCUGGUAGAUGCACGGAUCGCAACCUCCGAAGCACGUGCGGGCAAUGCGGCAAAGUCCGGAGGUCUGGAAGUCCAAGUCAUUACACACAAGCGACAACGACAUGGACCUUGGUUUGGAGGAUCUUUGCUUGGAUCGACACCCGAGUUCCGCAGCUAUUGCCACACAAAGGCCGAUUACGACGAGAUAGGCCCCAGCAUUGUCCGACGAUUCGCUCUUCUUGGAGGUCCAGGCAGCACGUAAUAUAGACCGUAUGUCCGAUCGUGGAGAAAGCAAGUAAAUUGUCUGGCCGGCCGUCGAUUGCGUACUUGCUGCAAGCAAAAGUUGUAUCUGAUGUUGAUAGAGAAGCUCUGGAGCUGUGAGCUUCAAGCGAGUGCCACAUGGGAGGAUUGUUCCGAAACGAGAUUCAGCGCGAAGCAGCAGUCGAUCAUCAGGCCGCGGUAUAGACUCGGCACUUACGUAGAGACGAAAUGCGAAUGCAUGCAAGAU